GUUGAUCUGAACACAUCUCACCGUAGUAGAAAAAAAAGAAGCAAGCAAGCAAGCAGUGAUAUGAUUCGAGGACGAAAGACAAGAAGAGGAACACACAGAGAGAUUCUGAAGGAAAUUAAUGGAUAAGAUCUGAAUUUACAUCUAUACCCCGCACCAGUUCCCUCCCCAUGGCUAGACUCACCACCAGCACCUUCCCCUUCAAACCCACCUCCACCUCCACUUUCUCUCUCCUCUCCAGACUCCACAAACCACCACCACCACCACCACCACUUUCUCUCUCAUUAAAUUCCAAUAUCUUUGAACUCCGCCUCUGUUACCGUAAAUCCCCCUCCCUCAGAACCUCCAUCACCGCCCGGUACGGGGGCGGUGGCGGCGGAGGUUCGUCCCGGGAUGACUAUGGGUCGAGGCAAGAGGCCUCCGAUGAUGACGAGGACGAUGUUCUUGAUAUUUCCUCGAUCAGGUCUGCUACGGUGAGACUAAUUGAUCAGAAGCAGAAUAUGGUGGGUGUAGUAUCUAAAAAUGAGGCUAUUCAGAUGGCUGAAGAUGCUGAACUUGACCUGGUAAUAUUAUCACCAGAUGCAAAUCCCCCAGUUGUCAAAAUAAUGAAUUACAGUAAAUAUAAAUACGAACUGCAAAAGAAGAAAAGAGUGCAGCAGAAGAAAAGCACUGCUAACCGUAUGAAUUUGAAGGAGCUGAAGAUGGGUUACAACAUCGAUGUGCAUGAUUAUGCAGUGAGAUUAAAAGCUGCAAAUAAGUUUCUGAAAGAGGGCGACAAGGUCAAGGUUUUGGUGAACUUGAAGGGCCGUGAAAAUCAGUUUAGGAAGAAUGCUGUUGAGCUGCUUAAACGUUUUCAGAACGACAUUGGGGAGCUUGCAACCCAGGAGACCAUAAACUUACAAGAUAAGAAUAUGUAUAUGGUUUUGGUUCCGAAUAAAGCUGCUGCACAGAGGGCUCAAGUUCUGCAGAAGGAAAAGGAAAAAGAAGAAGCAAAAGAGGUUUCAGCUGGUGUCUGAAUGCGGUAAUCUUCCCUUUUCAAAGGUCAAAACAGUCGACAUAUAGAAUUAGUUUGCAUUCAUCUCCAAACCAGAUACUCCUCAAAAUCUUGUAAAGCAUUAGUGUACUUUAUAAACUUGUACAAUUCGCGGUUGGGUCUUGAUUUUAAAAUGUAAAAGAACAGAUUUUCAGGUCUAGAUGUCGUAGCAUCUGCCAGCCUGCUAUGGGUUCCAGUUUCUUAGAUGAACUAGAAUCUAUGUACUCAUCAACUUCUUGUCAUUAUUGGUAGAAAUCACAUUUCUUUUCGAUUUUCA
Messenger RNA from Rhododendron vialii, 1307 nucleotides. Its product is annotated as translation initiation factor IF3-4, chloroplastic-like. The transcript has 9 exons. Gene Ontology annotation, biological process: ribosome disassembly; translational initiation. Gene Ontology annotation, molecular function: ribosome binding; translation initiation factor activity. NCBI's taxonomy places the organism in Eukaryota, Viridiplantae, Streptophyta, Magnoliopsida, Ericales, Ericaceae. Bases 168 to 1013 code for a protein of 281 amino acids. The record is from RefSeq and is a predicted model, not a curated record.